Molecule: messenger RNA, 2515 nt
Organism: Tuber aestivum (summer truffle)
Lineage: Eukaryota; Fungi; Ascomycota; Pezizomycetes; Pezizales; Tuberaceae
Source: the annotation of a GenBank genome assembly
AAUUGACAUCCCAGCAAACCUUAAAAAGACCAAGUCGGCCCAUACACACAACAAACCAUCAAAUGUCCCCCUCCUUGCCCCAUCCACCAUGAUGAUUGACGGCGAAUAUUUUCCCACCGGAAUAUCCAGUACGGAAUACCUCACCGCGGUGAUUUGCGCCUUCGGGGCCCUCAUCGCUUGGAAGCUUGUUUCGGCAAUCUUCUUCUCCCCGCUAUCGCAUGUUCCCGGGCCACUGGUGACGGCAAUAACCCCGCACUACAUAAACUUCCUUUCGGCGCUCAACAGAAGGACUGUCGGAACCUAUUCGCUGCACAGACGGUACGGGCCGAUAGUUCGGGUAUCACCCACCGAAGUCUCGGUUCUUUCCCCGCAAGCGAUCAAAGAGGUUUACUCUUCCCCUCAUUACGCCAAGUACGCCCCCCUGUACUCCAUCUUCACGCACUUUGGGGCCCAGACCGCGUUCACCAGCUGCACCCGUGAAGAGCAUGGAUGGCGGAGAAAGGCCGUGUCGGAAGCCUAUUCGCUGUCUUUUGUGCUCAAAGAUGAAGUAGCAACUGGGAAGGUGCUCCAGGCUGUCAAGGAUUACUUGAGUUUCGUGGAAAGCGACAGGAGGGUUGACAUCUAUAACGCGAACACAUUUUACGCGACGGACGUGGUCACCGGGAAGAUAUUUGGGCUGGAGGCUUCUAUGAAGACUCUCGCUGGAAAUGAAGCACAUCGCGACAUUGUUCUCGGUCAUUAUGCCCGCACCAGAAGAACUCAGGUGUGGAUGUACAUUGAAUUCCCAUUGGUGAUGAAUGUAUUCGAGUGGUUUGCGUUCUAUGCGGGGAAGGUGUGGAGUUUGGUGUGCGGAGAAAAGAUUGAGGAUUGGGAGAUGGUGAGUCGGAUCCAGAGGUGGGGUUGGGACGCAUAUAUGGAUGUCAAGUCAAAUUCUCGCGAGGGUACCCUCGCCGGGAGGCUUGCGAGGCUUGCGGAAGAUGGCGGUGGCGCUGAAGGAGUCUGGGACGAUAGAGGCGUCGCCAGCGAGGCAAUGGUAGGUGAUUUAUUGUUUUCCAUCCCGUCCCCCGAAAAAUUAUCACCGGAAGCAACGGAAUCCCCUAGUCCGAAAAUCCGGAGUAAUAUCGGCGAUAAGACUUACAUUUAGGUGCUCUGAUGUUGCCUUGUGAUCCUAGAUUGCGAGGCCUGGGAUGGCUCCCGACUAAACCCUUUGUUUAUUCCAAUUGACGCUGGCGACUGAUGGUGUUUUUACAGGACCAAAUGCUGGCGGGUAUGGAUACGACUGGUAUGUUGAGAAGGUUUUAUGUUUUUCCCAGUCAUCGCCAUAGCUCUGGUAGUAGGAUACCUUGCCACGCCUAUUCUAGAUGUGGAGAUAUCUACCGGACAUGGACAGGCAGUAGAGAAUGCAUCGGUAUCGCUGACAAGUACAAGGUGACACUUUAUCAUUCCUGAUGUACCAGCUGUCACUCCCAGAAUCUAGGAACGUUCAAAAGAGGCUUCACUCCGAAUUGCUCGAUGCUUUCCCUAAGCCGGCCGAGAUAUCCGGUUCCAGUUGGCCCCAUUCAAUGGAUAUCCAAAGUCUCCCUCACGAAACCAUUCUAAAAGUUCUGAAUCUGCCAUAUCUAGAGGCGGUUCUCAAGGAGACAUUACGAGUGUACACAGCCAUCCCUAUUACACUGCCGCGAGUUGUCCCCCCCUCCGCGACCACCGAUAGGGUUAGUGGCCAUAGAAACGGGAGAAUUAUUGAAGGGAAAUUCAUUCCGGCUGGUAAGGCACCUACCCGAUGGCCAUUUUCUAACGCUCACCGCGAAAUCCUAGGGACCACCAUAGGGACGUUUGCCUACGGUAUCCACCGCGACGAGGUCUUUGCCGUGGAAACCGGGAGGAAAGAUAAUCUUGGAGACGUCGAUAACUUCCUCCCGGAAAGAUGGCUGAUCAACGGAGGUCUCGAAGAUAAACUGACCCCCGAUGAGAUGGAACAAGAAAAGCAAAGAAUCCGGACGAUGGAAGCGAGACUUUGGGCUUUUGGUAGUGGCGCAAGAAAUUGUGUGGGAAGACAGUAGGCCCCCCCUUGUUCCGUCAUUCGGCGUUAUAACGCUCCAGUCCGAGGUAAUCGGAGAUCGCUCUGGCGAUUCGAUUCGAAACUCAUGCUUACGAGUGAUCAUCGGUGAAGCCUCUCUAUCCUCGAAAUGAAGUUGCUGCUCUCGACAAUAUAUUCGCGUUAUCAAACGCAGGUCACGCCCAACAGUGGCGUAAAGAUCACACACAAGUAUGUCCUACAUUGGUUAACCCCUCGAUUAGGAAAGUCUGAAUGCUAAGAGAGGUCUACUGUGUUAAGCCGAUGGCAUCAGCGUAGGACAUUCAGGGAUGUGCUACCAUUCAGUGGGGUGGACGGCGUGGUCACAUUUACUCCUUACGAGUAAUUUAAUAAUCACGUCUUACCGUCUGGAAUGACUUUGAUGUACUGAGAUCUAUCUUUUUCAUAUGAAUUCUCCUUGACAAACGAUAAUCCAUUCAG